GCAGAUGAAAUUGGACCAAGUCUCUCCUCACACCAGCAUGGAAAUGCUUCCCUCGAAACCCAUCUGAAGCAACGGAGCUUGCCUCCGGUCGUGGUUCGUCGUCGAACACUCUGGAUCCCGACGAGAUGCGGACGGCAGCCGCGGAGGAGACAGAGGAGGAGUCAGAGCCGCAUUCACCGUCGAUUAGGGGACGUGGCGGCAGAAUUGCGGUUCGUGGGACGAAGAGGAAGAGGAGGAACAAGUGUUGGGUGGUGGAUUUGUACAAAAAUAGCGAUGAGAUGACGACUGGGACUACGGUGGCGACGGUGGCGACAUCGAAGAGAGGACGGAGAAGCCAGGUGAUGUCGUCGAGGUACCGAGACUCUUCAGUGGUGAUGGUGCCGUGGAAACAACUGUCCCGCCGGCGUCCCUAGCUGCCGGGGGUUUUGCACGGGAACCCGACAAAACAAGAUGAGGAAUAAUAUUAAUGGGAGAUUAUAAAUGGAAAAUUGGUCAUCAGAUUAUGAUUUUUCACACGGAACAAUUUCCUUUCGAUUUUGACAUUCUGAGUUAAAUUAUAGUCCUUCUGUUUGACAUGAAGCUACAUUAUGGUUUGGAUUUGUUGAAAUUCGAGAGAAAUUUCUUAGAAGAAGGGCAAGUCACAAGUGAAGUUUGUUGAGUUAUUUUCAUACUAAUUUAUGCAUGCCUAAUUGCCUAUAAGACAGGCUAAUUAUAGAUAAAUUAAGUAUGAAAAU
This is a messenger RNA of Linum trigynum, 734 nucleotides long. The record is from the annotation of a GenBank genome assembly. NCBI's taxonomy places the organism in Eukaryota, Viridiplantae, Streptophyta, Magnoliopsida, Malpighiales, Linaceae.